AAAUAAUGAAAAUAACCUUAUUAAUUAUUAAUAAUAGUAAUAUACAUAUAUAGAUAUAUAGAAAAAAAAUAUAGAAAUGAUGAAAUUUAUUUAUUUAUUUUAAAUGAUACUAUUUUCUGGCUGAAAAAAAUUGAUAACUGUUUUUUUUGUGAGAGAUUUUGGUGUGAGCUUGUGGUUUUGUUUUAUUUUUUAAUUUUUUAAUUAAAUAAUUUUUUAAUGUUUUUAGUUUGAUUUACUGAUUUUUCUGAUGGUGUAGAUUCUUGAUGUAUAUAAGAGAUGCGAUUUUUACUUCGUAAAAAUGGGAAUAAAAAUCAUGCAUAUCUGUUUUCUUUUUCUUUAAUUUUUAAAAUGUUUUUGUUACGAUGUUUUAGCUUUAAUUAUUCUUUUUAGAUAUGAUUCCGGAUUUUAUUCAGAUCUAUAUCCUUGCGUAAAGAAUCAUGUGUCUUGUAUGUCUAUGCGAUUUUGUUGGAAUAUUAGCCCCCAAGUCUUUAUAUUUUGUUCUAUUUACGCUAUUUUAUGCAAGAAUAAAGUUCCAUUUACGCCAUUGGUUGUGACUUGUGUAUGACUGUGUGUUCUACUUUUGUGUUUUGAGUUUUGUUUGGGAAAAGAUGUUUAAGUUUACUUAUUAUUGAGUUAAUUGAAGGAUGUGCAGUGGUCCUGACAAAUCAAAAUCUCGUUCAACUUCUUCAUCUUCAUCUGCGGAAGAAGGUUCAAAUAACAUCAAAGACAUGAAAAAUCUAACAGUUCAUACCGAUGAUUCUUUUUCCAAUCUGCUUGAACUUGCUUCUAACAAUGAUUUUGAAGAAUUUAAGGUAGCUAUAGCCAGCAAUGUCUCUUUAAUAAAUGAAGUUGGCUUCUGGUAUGUCCGUCAAAAGGGGUCUAAACAAAUUGUUCUUGAGCACAGAACCCCUUUAAUGGUGGCUGCAUCCUAUGGAAGUAUUGAUAUUCUCAAGCUUGUACUCUCAUGUCCAGAGGCUGAUGUAAAUUUCGCUUGCGGUAAUGAUAAAAGCACUGCUCUUCACUGUGCUGCUUCAGGUGGUUCGGUUAAUGCAGUUGAUGCUGUUAAACUGCUUUUAUCCGCUGGUGCGAAUAUCAACUGUGUGGAUGCUAAUGGAAAUCGUCCAGUUGAUGUUAUUGUUGUUCCACCUAAGCCUGGAGGUGUGAAAACAAUUCUUGAAGAACUACUUGCAGAUAGUGAUUCUGACGGCUCUGUAGAUGGUUGUUCUCUUCCACUAUCUGUUAAUUCAUCAAGUCCUCGUUCAGCUGCUCCUUUAUCAUCAACUGAAAAUGGGUCUCCAUCCUCUCCUAUGGCUCCAAAGUUUACUGACGCAGCUGUUAAUUCUGCCACUGAAAAGAAAGAAUAUCCAAUUGAUCCGUCACUUCCUGAUAUAAAAAACAGCAUAUAUGCCACAGAUGAAUUUCGCAUGUUUUCAUUCAAGGUUCGCCCUUGUUCCCGUGCAUACUCUCAUGAUUGGACUGAGUGUCCUUUUGUUCAUCCUGGAGAGAAUGCUAGAAGGAGAGACCCCAGAAAGUUUCAUUACAGCUGUGUGCCAUGCCCUGAUUUUAGAAAAGGGGCUUGCAGACGCGGAGAUAUGUGUGAAUAUGCCCAUGGAGUAUUUGAGUGCUGGCUACACCCAGCUCAGUAUCGGACAAGGCUCUGCAAAGAUGGUACUAGUUGUAAUCGAAGGGUGUGUUUUUUCGCUCACUUACCUGAAGAGCUGCGUCCCUUGUACGUGUCCACUGGAUCUGCUGUUCCUUCUCCCCGGUCAGCUGCAUCUGCUCCUAAUGUCAUGGACAUGGCUGCUGCUAUGAGCCUUUUUCCUGGUUCACCAUCAUCAAUGUCUCCCAUGUCUCCAUCUCCCUUUGCACAGCCGAUAUCUCCAUCUGCAAAUGGCAUGUCUCACUCAAACAAUCCUUGGCCACAGCCAAAUGUGCCCGCACUUCACUUACCUGGAAGCAAUAUUCAAACUAGUCGUUUGAGAUCUUCUCUUUGUGCCCGAGAUAUGCCACUUGAAGACUUCAACAAUAUGAUGCAAGACUUUGAUGGUCAGCAGCACAUACUAAAUGAUAUGAGCUGUUUCUCACAGCCCCGUCCUGGUGCCAUAUCAGUGAGCCGAUCUGGUCGGUCUAAAACACUAACUCCAUCAAAUCUUGAGGAUCUAUUUUCUGCUGAAGUUUCUUCAUCUCCUCGGUAUUCCGACCCAGCAGCUGCUUCUGUAUUUUCUCCAACACACAAAUCAGCUGUCUUCAACCAGUUUCAACAGCUCCAAAGUUCACUAUCACCCAUAAAUACAAAUGUCAUGUCACCUAAGAAUGUUGAGCAUCCUCUAUUCCACCAGGCUCCAUAUGGUGUCUCUUCUCCUGGAAGGAUGUCACCAAGAAGCAUGGAUCCCCUCUCUCCAAUGAAUUCUCGAUUGUCUGCAUUUGCUCAGCGUGAGAAGCAGCAGCAACAGAUGCGGAGCCUCAGUUCAAGAGAACUCGGCGCUAACAACCCCGUCUCGGCUGUCGGGUCUCCAGUCAACUCCUGGUCUAAGUGGGGAUCCCCUACCGGAAAAGCAGAUUGGUCAGUAAAUGGAAAUGACUUUGGUCGAUCUCAAAGAUCCACACCUUUUGAACAUGGAAACAACGGAGAAGAGCCUGAUCUAUCAUGGGUCCAAUCCCUCGUCAAGGAAUCUCCACCUGAGAUAAAAGAGAAGCGUGCAGUUUCUGGCCCUAUUCCAUCUGCUGAACUGAAUUCCAAUCCUCAAGUAGAGUCUACCGAUCAUUCGGUUUUAGGAGCUUGGCUCGAGCAAAUGCAGCUGGACCAACUUGUAGUCUAGCAAUAUUGACCCUUUUGCUACAUAUUUGCUGUGAUAGAUAUUUAAUUUAAUUUCUUCAGGUACACAUUCUUUUGGUGAAUUUGAGCCCCGGAAGCAUCGAAAGAUGGUGGCUGCCAUGUUCCCGGAGGAUAAUCGUAUUUUUUAUUCCCUUUAAUUUUUGUCAUUCAUUAUUUUAUAUUUUACCUUGAAGUUCAAGGGAGUUUGAUAAAAAAACUCUUUCUCUCUUGGGGAUGUUAAUGUUAUUAUUAUCCAGUAGAAAAGAAAAGAAACUCCUGUAGAGGUUUAGGUACUGUUCCAAAACAGGAUUCUUUUUUCUCAUUUUACUACUAUUCCAACCCUCUUUCAAAGAAAGCUGAAUGGUUUUUAUUAAGCAACAGAACCAAUAGCUUCAUUUGUUUAUAAGUUCCUUUUCCUGCUGCAGUAUUUAAGAUUCUGUCAGUAAAUUUAUGUUGCAUAUGUAGGAAGUUGAACUGAGUUUCUUAUGGAGGAAUUAGAGGUGUUAUGAGCUAUUGAAUAUUUAUUGCAAACAGAUAUUUUAGAAUAGUGAAUAUUACUUUGUUCUUGUGCUGUAACUGCGUUGUACUCUGAUUAUUUCCCAAUUCAAAGCUAUGGUUAUUCAUAAGCAAGUUAAUGUCAAA
This is a messenger RNA of Vicia villosa (hairy vetch), 3457 nucleotides long. Its product is annotated as zinc finger CCCH domain-containing protein 30-like. Lineage: Eukaryota; Viridiplantae; Streptophyta; Magnoliopsida; Fabales; Fabaceae. Gene Ontology annotation, molecular function: protein binding; metal ion binding. Bases 645 to 2819 code for a protein of 724 amino acids. The record is from RefSeq and is a predicted model, not a curated record. The transcript has 2 exons.